Molecule: messenger RNA, 1886 nt
Organism: Plasmodium vivax (malaria parasite P. vivax)
Lineage: Eukaryota; Apicomplexa; Aconoidasida; Haemosporida; Plasmodiidae
Exons: 2
Coding region: 594-1886 (430 amino acids)
Source: RefSeq, a predicted model, not a curated record
GCUUCCCCUUAUUUCUUCCCUCAUUUCUUCCCUUCCUAGAGGAACAGUUCGAAAGGUACACAAGUGAGAAGCAUGUGAUACCCCCCUAGAGAGGAUAUUUAUUAUCUCCCCCAGUUUUGCGUGUAUACUUCUGCAUCACAUUGCUUAUUUUUUUUAAUUUUUUUUUUUUUUUUUUAAGAACGCCAUGUACAUCCAAGAUUGUCACCUAAUGGUACAGCUCGCCGCACCUUGUGAAUGAAUUCCUUUUUGAUACCUUCCAAGGAAGCAGUGUGAAAGAGGGAUUGCCUCGCCCACUUCGAGGGACUUACCACCCGGAGCACGCGCUUGUGGAGGUACCCCUGCUGGAAUACAUAUCGUAUCCACGUAUGCCGCUUAAGGGUGGGCUUUGUCAGGCACUCACCGCUUAUUCGAGGCAACCCUCUAAAGUGGCCCACAUACACAACGCGUAUUGAAGCCACCAGAAAGAGAGUCCCCAUUGUUGAGAAACGAACCGGGAGCAGCCCCCUUCACAAAGGCGACUCGCAGAAGUGCCAGCAGAAAAUUGGCAAACUGCUUUACUUCUAAAGAGUCACCUCCCCCCCCUGAGGAACAAAAUGAAACGCCCACUUGGCUCAGCGCGGGUACCCCUCCUGCUGCCGCUCGUGCUGCUCCUCCCGCUACUUCUAUACAAGACGUGCAACGCGGUGUCCCUCCUAGAGUCCAUAAAGCACGACUUACAGAUCGUGAAUAAUCACAACUUCAACACAGUGGUUAACAAAUUUAGAAGCGAAAAGGUAUUCUCCGUUUUGUUCUUUCAAAAAUCAAACAAGAAUAUAAAAGACGUAAUAAAAAACUACAACGAUGUUGCAGCCAAGUUUAAGGGAAUCUUCACCUUGUGUAUAGCUGACUGUGAUGAGAAUCCAACCCUCUGCGAAAGUGAGCUCUCUCUCUACGUCCCAGAUUAUAAAAAUACCAAUACGCACCACCUGUUGUUAUACCCCAUAAACCCAAUGCCCAAAUUUCUCUUCUCUGAAGAAAUGAAUGAAGCGAAUUUAAAAAAAUACACCUACCUGAUUCCCUCCAAAAUUGACAUCAUUAAAGAAGCAAAAGAUUUUUCUGUUUUCCUUUCUAAGCAUGAGAACAUGCCCAAGGUCCUCGUCUUCAGCAACAAGAAGAAACCCAACUACGUGUUGAACGCUCUAAGUAACAGCUUUAAUAAAAAGCUAAUGUUCUGCUACAUUAACAACGAACUGAAUGACCUUGUGCAGAAAUACAACGUGAAGAGCUUCCCCACUAUACUCAUUUUGAAGAAGGGCAAGUUGGUAGAUACUUAUAAGGGUAAGCCCAAUUUUAUUAGCAUGUUUGAUUGGCUGAAUGUUCACUCGGAGACCUUUGUCCUCGGGGGAGGCUUCGACAUCUCGCCAGAUAAAACAGUUGAUAAGCCCUGGAAAUUCGAGCUCGUCCCAAAGUUCACCAAAAUGUCACACGGAGACAUCUGCUUUAAGAAAGCGGACAAAGGGCUGUGCCUCAUUUAUUUGAAGGAGGGGGAUAAGCUGGAAAAAACCGAAAUCGACAUGCUCCUCUCGCUCAAGGAGAAGUUCAAGCCGCACAUCGAUGGGAGAGGAAUAAACUUCCGGUACAUGUGGAUCGACAUCGCCACGGAGACCAACUUCCGCGCCCUGUUCGAAGUGAAGAACUACCCCUCUGUCGUCGUCUUCAACCCGUACAAGCGAAUUCGCUACGCUAAGCUGAACGAAGAUUUGGUAGCCACGAAGGAAAAUGUGGAAAAGCUUCUGGAAAAAAUAUCCGGCGGAGAUGCUAAAUUUACCAUGCUCAAGGGGCAAACUCUGCCUGAGUUCGUUCAGGACGAUUCGGACCCCAAGGCGAACGUGAAAGACGAGUUAUAA